CCCCGGAGACAAGAACGCAAAACAUUGUUGGACGUCACAGAGGACGCAGAACACCGCCUCUCCGAGCGCUCCAAGGAGUCUUAAAGGGGCCGCUGCCUCCGCGGCGAUGCGCUUGCGAGGAGCGGUCAGGUGCACCGCAUCAUGGAAGGCGCUUCCGAAAACGCAGGGAAGGAGGACCAUGGAGCCGAGGAUCCAGAGAGUGAAGAUUUUGAGCAAGGAUAUUCAGCUCCAGCAACUGAUAUUUCUAGUGGGGCAUCUGAAGAUAAUUUGACAGUUCCAGAUUUUGGCAGCAUUACAGAGGUGGAAUUGGAGACCAUAUAUGGACUAGAUAUAGAACCAGAUGCUGAAGAAUAUCCAGGAAGGACAGAAAGUAGAACUUUUGUGUCUUCAGAGAGGUCUUCCCAUGAGGAGAUUCAAAUGGAGAAGGCUGAUGGCAUUUCAGAGCCAGACUCAGCAGUUACUCCCUCAGAAACAGUGACAGAGUCACCCUACGAAGAAGAACUACCCUCUGAAGGCACCAAGUCACCAUUGCCAAGCACAGGUACAAAGGGUUAUCCUACAAUCCUUGGAGGAGUCAGGAGAGAAAUUUCCUCUCUAUACAAGUUAAGCAGGGAGACAUUGGAUACCAUGGAUGCUGAUAUGUUCCAGAAACCCUUUAGGGUGUCUGUCUCCAUGCAGACAGAUUCUAGUUGGCUUUAUGAUCACAUGUUCAAGAAAAAGCCCAAGAUGAAGCGGAAGGAUGAAAACGCCCUUCUUGGGAAUGAUUUCUACGCUGUCUUGCCCCAAGAUUUCAGCGGUUUAGACAUUUUAUGCGACUCGGAGUUUAAAGAAGAAUUCACAAAGCUGUUUCAGGAAUCGUUGCAAACACUCUCCAGCGUUGGGCCUCCGACUAUCCUAGCAUAUAGACGGGAAACAUCACGAGGAGACAUUGAAAUAGCGUUGGAGGAAGAAUAUCCUGCAUAUUGCGAGUUCUGUGGCAGCUUGUUGAGAAUCUAUCCUUCAUUUGACAGUCUAGAAAAAAUAGCUGAAUAUGAAUCUCUUUUCUGUUGCCAGGAAUGCAGAAACCUACAGGAGUUCCUUGUGAAUGAAAAGAAGAACUUAAAAGAGAGGGUAGUGGAACGGAUAGAUGUCAGUCCCCAUAAAGCCCACGGGACUGAGGCGGAGAGGAAAUUAGCACGGGAAAGAGCCCGCCAAAGGAUGCGAGAGAGACAAGUGGCAAAACAGUUGUCCUUCUUGGUAGCGCAACAAGGAAAACAAAUCUCUCCAGUACAUUCCACUCCUGAGCAUAAUAAACAACUCAGAACUAUUUCAUACGUUCUGUCCCAAGAGCCUCCAUCUUCAACAGGCUGGACUAAGAUUCCUGUCAUUCCAGCUGAACAAAGGGGAAGUGAAGAAAUCACCUAUAACAUCUCUUGCUGUGAUUUCACCAUUGCAGGUGGAAAGUUAUUGAAGAACCAGUUCUUGCAACAAUACUACAAAAAUGGUGUAAAGUUUCUAACUAUGUUUCCGGAUGGGACGGCGCAAAUAUUCUAUCCCUCUGGAAAUCUGGCAGUUAUUGUUGUGCAAAAGAAGGAGAGUAACGGUUAUAUUUGUAUUGUGCAAGAAGACAGCUCUGAGAAUGCAAGCAUCCAAGCGGUAUUUGAAUCCUCUGGACAAGGGACUUGCUAUCAUCCCAAUGGAAUUGUAUGGAUAAAUAUUACAGUUCGAGGAGGACAUUAUUCAGACCAUGGUGGCAGCAAAGUGAGAACAUGGAUCUGGCCCAACCACUUGCAGAAGUACACUCCCACUGUAGAAUUUAAGCCUGUAUUUGUGUCCUUGAACCAGAAUGUUGGUGUCAGGAUUCUUGGGCAAGAAAAAGUUGCCAUUUCCUUCCUGGCAAUGGGGAAGCAAGCAAAAAUCAACGUAGGAACCAAAGUGAAGCCAUCCACAAAUCACCAUCCAUGGCCAAGGCACGUGUCUGAAGAUGACCUUGUGCUGUUUGCAAGCAGAAUAAAGAUUCUCAAGGUGUUUGCUAAAUUGCAUGGCUGUUUAGAAUUUUCUUCCAAUGAUCAGUGGACUAAAAUUCAGUUCCCUUCAUACAUUUCGAAACAGGCUUUGAAGUUGAUGGACCUUUGUAGAGAGUCUGCUAUAAAUGCUACUCUGGACAAUUUAAUCAUGUCAAUAAUAAACAUUUCAGCCUGAUUA
Heteronotia binoei (common prickly gecko) is the source of this 2184-nucleotide messenger RNA. It is a transcript of the gene ERICH6, whose product is annotated as glutamate rich 6. The coding region runs from base 142 to 2181 and encodes 679 amino acids. The record is from RefSeq and is a predicted model, not a curated record. Lineage: Eukaryota; Metazoa; Chordata; Lepidosauria; Squamata; Gekkonidae. The transcript is spliced from 18 exons.